GUUAGAUCGCCGCCACACGGGUCAAUGACACAGCACCACAACCACAAAUGCCGGGGUCAACCCUCGGCUCCUCAAGUCAUUCACAGGCAAUGGCACAGACGUCUCGAUCUCUGAGGUCGCUUCCUCAAGAUGCUUUGAUGUUAGUCACUGGUGCAAAUGGCUACAUCGGCUCCACCGUCAUCAACCUGCUUCUGGCUGAGGGAUAUCGAGUGCGCGGGACCGUCCGGAGCGAGAAACCAUGGCUAGAUCGGUUGUUUCACGACAAGUACGGAUCGACGAGGUAUGAGACUGUCGUGAUCCCUAACCUUGCAGCACCGGGCGAGCUAGAGAAAGCACUUGAAGGGGUCUGGGGAGUGGUGCAUGUGGCGUCCGAUCUCACUCUCGACCCAGACAGGGAGAGGGUCAUCAAUGGAACUAUCGCGCACACGACGGCAAUACUCCAGGCGGCAAACAACGCCUCAACCGUGCAAAGCUUCGUGUUGACAUCUUCAUCCACAGCUUGUCUGAUUCCUGUCCCCAAUAAGGAAGGCAUUGUCAUUGAUGAAGACACGUGGAAUGAGGCUGCUAUCGCAGCCGCCUGGGAUCCAAACACCUCCAACGAAGAUCUGCCUUACAACAUCUAUGCCGCUUCCAAGACUGAAGGCGAAAAGGCACUAUGGAAAUUCGUCAAAGAAACCAACCCUAGAUUCGCGGUGAAUACUGUUCUUCCAGCCGCAAAUUACGGAACAAUCCUCGCUCCGGAGAUUACCGGAAGCACCAUGGGCUGGGUGCGUCAAUUGUUAUUUGGAAACGCUGAGGUCUUUACCAAUACUCCUCCACAAUGGUUCGUCAAUGUCGAAGAUUGCGCACGACUACAUGUGGCGGCUCUUCUCGACAGAGAAGUCAAUCAUCAAAGGAUCUUUGCCUUUGCUGAGACUGUAAACUGGACGCAAGCAGUCAGCAUCUUGCGUGAGCUUCGUCCUGAUAAUACCAAUAUCCCAAACCCUCCUCCCAAUGAAGGCAAGGACUUGUCUGUUAUCAUACCUCGCGACAAGGCUGAGGCUUUACUUCGGCGUUUCUGGGGUGUGGAGGGAUUCAAAAAUCUCAAGGAGAGUAUUUCGGAUGGGAUAGAGGACCUUUGAACGAGAUAUGUCUUUUGAUAUUUUGCAGGAACGAGUGUCUAUGAAGGAGAGGCACUGUAAGAAUGAUCUCCGAAGUCUGAUUGGUAUCUCCUUCUUCUUCACCUCUGUUUGGAAAUUCUAUAUCACUAGCACAGCCUUCUCUCCGUGAUGAUAAACGUCAAAC
Exophiala mesophila is the source of this 1284-nucleotide messenger RNA. RefSeq lists its product as uncharacterized. The transcript has 5 exons. The record is from RefSeq and is a predicted model, not a curated record. Bases 48 to 1121 code for a protein of 357 amino acids. Lineage: Eukaryota; Fungi; Ascomycota; Eurotiomycetes; Chaetothyriales; Herpotrichiellaceae. Gene Ontology annotation, molecular function: oxidoreductase activity, acting on the CH-OH group of donors, NAD or NADP as acceptor.